CGCGCAUUCACUUCCGGAAUAUUGCAAUUCUAAUAAUUUUUGCAUAAAAUCAUAAUUUUAUUCAUAUUUAGAGCAGGAAAGCUGCCAAAAUGAAUACUGCAACUGUACCAACACCUGUCCAAGAUGUCCAAGGGGAUAACAGGUGGAUGAGCAUGCACAAUCGGUUUGUGGCACAGGGGAAGCGUCGUGAAGUAGAGGUGUUGUUCAUUGGAGACUCUCUCGUUCAACAAUUACAGUUCUCUCCAGUCUGGGAGAAAAUGUUUGUUCCUCUACACUGUUUAAAUUUUGGGAUCGGGAAAGAUGAAACCCAACACGUUUUAUGGAGGUUACAAAACGGAGAGCUUGAUAGUUUGUCUCCUAAGGUAGUGGUGUUGCUAGUCGGUACAAACAAUCACGAUCACAGUGCAGAUCAGGUAGUUGAAGGAAUAUUGGCAAUAGUUAACACAAUUGAGGAAAAACAACCAGAGGCCCAAACUGUUGUUGUAGGAAUUCCACCUAGAGGUCAAAACCCGAAUAAAUUACGUGAAAAAAUCACCAAAAUCAACCAAUCACUAGCCAGUAAACUAUCCAAUGAGCCACGAGCAGUGUUCGUCAAUGUGGACGCAGGACUUUUUGUAAAUUCUGACGGUGAAAUAAGCCAUAGAGACAUGUAUGAUUAUCUCCAUUUUACUGCGCAAGGAUAUCAAAAAUUAUGCGAACCAAUUUUGGAGGAAGUUCAGAAUUUGCUGAAAACUUUUGUCAAAGUAGAAAGUACGUCGUUUGAUGAGGGUCGUGACCUUAACUAGAAAACCCUGGCUUUUCAGUCUGAAUUCUGAGUAUGAAAAGAAUGGAUUGUAAGCCUGAAAAUUCGAAGUGGGUAUUUAUUCUCCUGUUUUGAUAGUCCAACAAUCAUAUCCAUUAAUAGUCCAACAUAUCCAUUAAUCAAGGAAACUAUCCCAUAAAAAUCCAGGAAAUGUGGUAAGUCUAUUUCCAAGGUUAGAAUACCUUAGUGGUUAUGUUUUGAGAUGAAAAGUAGAGAGGAAACGAGUGAAAUAUACUGAAAUAAAGUAAACAAAUAUGUAAGCAACACUCUUAAGUGUAAAGAAAUGCCAGAAAAUCUAGGUAGUUCUUUCUAAUUUAAGAGAGAAAUUAGCUAAGUAGAUGUGACAAGGCUGAGACAGGACAUCACCAGGAGAACACUUUUCAUGUUAACACUAUUCAAAAACUUAAAUGAACAGAUGAUUGCCAGUUCAAGAAUCUGUUCAUGAACUAUUCUUGAAUAGUUCAGGAGUAGUUCAUGAACUGUUCUUUUCACCUGGGAGCAGAGAUUAGCAAAUGUGUGUAUCCGUUUUGAGUUAAAUAUAGUAAUUAGAUAAUAUCAUAGAUGCACGCAAUAUACCCAGGGAUCACCUUAAAAGUAGGUUCUAUCAUUGUACUUUAAGGACAAUUCUGUGCAAAUAUACGUCCCUUUUAUAAGUUUGUCAUCUGGAAGUCCCUGGCAUCAGUGUUGAGGCCUGUUUGUAUUGCUAUUUAAAAAAAUCACAAAAUUUGUUGUAAGGUUCUGAACUAUUGUAAUAUAAGGAGAAAAAGAUUGAGACGUUAACAGGCAAUCAAAUAAAUACUUCCAGUUCCCAAACUAAUAGUGGGGAGUGUAAUACUGUUUUUUAUUAUUAUAUGUAUACCUCAAUAUAUAAGGGCACAUUACAGUGUAUAUUACAUGGAUAGAUAGUAUGUGGCACAGGUCAUAUUUGAAAUACAGUAUAAUGUAAGUCUAAAAGAGUGGAAUUACCAUGGAAUAGAAUACAAUAGGCAUCUAGUAUAUAUUCUAAAGUGUAUAGAAAUGCAAGCAGUGUUGUAAUUUUAUCAAAGAAGGAGAAAAAUGGAAUGAAUAUGAUUCGAACAUGACUGUAUUCACACCUUAUAUAAACUGUCAACAUUUCACCCGGGGUAU
Messenger RNA from Owenia fusiformis, 1930 nucleotides. The record is from the annotation of a GenBank genome assembly. NCBI's taxonomy places the organism in Eukaryota, Metazoa, Annelida, Polychaeta, Sabellida, Oweniidae.